AUGCGGAGGUAUCUCCUACACCGGAUCUACGACCUUCACUGCGAGCCAAGCACUUCGACUAGCUCGGAGUCAGUCUCGGCGCCAGUGACAACUUUCUCGACUGUUGCUUCUGUGACCAGACAGCCCUCAUCGACAGUGGCUCCAACUUCGUCCCCAGCUUUGUCUACCUCCCUAGGCAAUUCUCUGACCACUGUCAGCAGCUCUUUUGCCAAGGUGGAUGGUCUCAAGUUCAACAUUGACGGCGAGACCAAGUACUUCGCUGGCACGAACUCGUACUGGCUGCCAUUCCAGACCAACGAUGCAGACGUUGACUCCGUCUUCAAAAAUCUGAAGGAAUCCGGUCUGAAGAUUCUCCGAGUUUGGGGUUUCAACGAUGUCAACACCGUCCCGGCAGCUGGCACUGUCUACUUCCAGCUCCACGACAAGGCUACCGGUACUGCUACCAUCAACACUGGUGCUGAUGGUUUGCAGCGCCUUGAUUAUGUUGUCUCCGCUGCCGAGAAGUACGGCAUCAAGCUUAUUAUUCCCUUUGUGAAUUCAUGGAACGAUUAUGGUGGCUUCAAUGCCUACGUCACUGCCUAUGGAGGCAAUAAGACGGAAUGGUACACCAAUGAGAAGAUCCAGAGCGUGUACCAGGCGUACAUCAAGGCUGUUGUCUCUCGCUACAAGAAUUCCACUGCCAUCUUUGCGUGGGAGCUGGCUAAUGAGCCUCGCUGCUCCGGCUGCGAAACCGGCAUCAUGGCAAACUGGGUAGCCAAGACUUCUUCCUAUAUCAAGUCCCUCGAUUCUAACCACAUGGUUACCACCGGUGAAGAGGGCAUGGGCCUAACUGUCGGAUCGGAUGGCUCUUACCCUUACAGUACCUCCGAAGGCGGCGACUUUGCCAAGAACCUUGCCGCCCCUAAUAUUGACUUUGGAGUGUUCCAUCUCUACGUGGCCGACUGGGGUAUCACCGAUAACUCUUGGGGCAAUGGAUGGAUCGAGGCCCAUGCCAAGAUCUGCGACGCUGCUGGCAAGCCUUGCUUGUUCGAGGAAUAUGGCAUCAAGAAUGACCACUGCUCCGACUCACUGAAAUGGCAGAAGACCGCCUUGACUACCACCGGCAACGCUGCUGAUCUCUUCUGGCAGUAUGGCGAGCAGCUGUCCUCUGGCCCCUCUCCAAAUGACGACUACACCAUCUACUAUGGCACUGACGAUUGGAAGUGCGCUGUCGCCGACCAUGUCAGUCAGAUUUAA
Molecule: messenger RNA, 1236 nt
Organism: Penicillium expansum
Lineage: Eukaryota; Fungi; Ascomycota; Eurotiomycetes; Eurotiales; Aspergillaceae
Product: glycoside hydrolase 5 family protein
Exons: 5
Coding region: 1-1236 (411 amino acids)
Molecular function (GO): hydrolase activity, hydrolyzing O-glycosyl compounds
Source: RefSeq, a predicted model, not a curated record